AUGAAAGCAUUGUUCGGGUCGCAAGAUGCAUGGGAGAUUGUAGAGAAAUGCUACACCGAGCCACAAGACGAGGUCGCUCUAUCCCAAGCACAAAUGGAUAGUUUGAAGGAUGCAAGGAAGAAGGACAAGAAGGCGCUCACCCUCAUCUAUGAAGCCUUAGAUGAAGGCAUGUUCGAGAAAGUAGCUUGUGCUACUACAAGAAGGAAGCAUGGGAGAUCUUGUAAAACUCCCACAAAGGAGUUGAGAAGGUCUUUAGAUUCUAAAUUUGACUACAUAGUUGUAGCCAUCGGGGAAUCUAAAGAUCUAGAUAGUAUGAGUGUUGAUCAACUCAUGAGAUCUUUACAAGCCCAUGAGGAAAGACUAAAGAAGAAGGAAGAUUCAGCAAUAGAAGAAGACAAAGAUGAAGAGGACAAGGCCAAUAUCGAGGAAGAAGUGCAUUUUUCAAGGAAAAAAGAAGAUAAAACUCAUUUUCCACCAGAGGUCGUGGAAGAGGAAAAUAUACGAGGCAAAAUGAAGGGUCAUGGUAUAACAAAUCUCAAAUUAAAUGAAAAUGAAGUGGAUCAUGCACUAAUGUUGGCUUACAAAGGUGAAGAGAGCAAAGAAAAGAACACUUGGGAUUUGGAUACAGGAGCAAACAACUAUAUGUGUGGAAGAAAAAAAAUGUUUGUAGAACUUGAUGAAUUAGUAAGCGGAAAUAUCACCUUUGGAGAUGAAUCCAAGAUCCCAAAUAACAUUUUAAGUAUGAGACACCCCUUAGAAAAGGGCUAUGAUAUUCAUUUGAAAGAUCAUAGUCAUUCAAUAAGAGAUCAAGGAGAAAAUUUGAUUGCCAAAGUCCCAAUGACAAGAAAUAGAAUAUCUGCGUUAAGUAUUCAAAAUGAUGUCUCUAAAUGCUUAAAAGCUUGUUUUAAAGAUUCAUCUUGA
Olea europaea var. sylvestris is the source of this 921-nucleotide messenger RNA. RefSeq lists its product as uncharacterized. Bases 1 to 921 code for a protein of 306 amino acids. Lineage: Eukaryota; Viridiplantae; Streptophyta; Magnoliopsida; Lamiales; Oleaceae. The record is from RefSeq and is a predicted model, not a curated record. The transcript has 5 exons.